This is a messenger RNA of Colletotrichum spaethianum, 2493 nucleotides long. RefSeq lists its product as uncharacterized. NCBI's taxonomy places the organism in Eukaryota, Fungi, Ascomycota, Sordariomycetes, Glomerellales, Glomerellaceae. The transcript has a single exon. The record is from RefSeq and is a predicted model, not a curated record. The coding region runs from base 1 to 2493 and encodes 830 amino acids.
AUGGCCAUUUGGCCCUUCCGCCGGAGAAGCGGUCGCAAACGCUCACGCAGCGGCGCAAACCUGUCGGAUGUUGAAGCACCACUACCGCAUCAACUGCGAGGUCUCACCACGGACGAACGUGAAGCCACUGAGAGGGGGGCGGCUACGCCGAAGAAGCAGCGUCUCGAGAAGCACCAGCCGCACUCCUACGGCAAGCUGCCCAGACGAGAACGAACGUACAGCUUCUCCCCCGGUCGCAAUGACUCCAUCCGUGUCGCGGGGCAAAGAGACUCGGUUCCACCGGGGCCUGGCGGGCUAGCAGGGCCCUUCCCAGCCGACCAAAAUAACGGAGAAGAAAAAGGGGAUCCCGCAUGGCGGGCGCCAACCCUACAUAAUGCACGCCACGGCCAGCAACAGUCAAAGCCCUCCCGCCGCAAGACAAGCAAGAGGAGGAAAGCUGAGACGGAUCGUGAGGCCGAAAUCAAGGCCAUGGCAAACUUCGCCCCGGUACGGCCGGCGGCCGACCCUUGGACGUCAGGACGGCCCAUCAGGAAGCAAAGCAAAAGACUCAAGACCGGCCUCGGCUUCCGCAGGAGCUUCGAAAACCCGCAAUCCGACGUAUCGCUACCGAUGUCGAUCCACUCGAGCAUGUCGUCCGACACCGAGCUGCACUCCUUCAAGGUGUCUACCCUCGAGGCAUUAGCACCCCGACCGACGCUACGAUAUACCGUCUACCCACGAUGGGGGCCCGGCAGCAGUUCAACGCCAGCGCGCCCACAACAAAAGAGAAAAGUAUCAGAGAGGGUUCCCGAGUCAGUAGUGGGAGCGCACAAGAGGGUCGACAGUUUUGCCGACGACUUGGACGCUGCUGAUUUGAGGGAACUGAUGGAACGGGAUAACAGGAGGAGAGAGAGGAAACGACAAAGAGACCAGGAGCGGAUCGAACGAAGACUGGCACGGAGGGCCGAGAAGCAGCGCGAGAUGGAGGCCGAAGCCAGGCACAGCGGCUCGCCGCCGCCAGUCAACCUAGAGCGCGGAGUGAUGGGCCGCGAGAUGGGACUGGGAAUCGACGCAGCGUCGGCAGUGGUGACGUCCUCGCGGAGACGUUCGUGGAGCUCAUCCCGACACUCGCAAAGGAUAUCGACAAUUCAAGAUCCGGACUCGCGCCCGGAACUGAUGGAGAUCGAGCCGGAACCGGAAGCAGUCCACCACUUUCACCGAACGACGAGCAUCCCUCCCGAGGCGCCGCCGUCGCCAACGCUGCCCGUGCAGCCGGUUCCCGAGCGCAAGCCCAGUACCAAGGUUACCCCCAAGGGCAGCAUGAGAUUGAGACGGAGUUUCCUGCGAAAGAUGUCGAGGUCAAGGUCGCCCAACGCGACGGAAUCGGAACAGAACGCAGUGUCGCAGUACUCAUCGAGACAGGACGAGGGCGAGACCCCGCGGAAGAACUCCGAGUCCAGCAGCCGCCCUCGCAUCUCCUUCUCGGCCCUGUUCCGGCUUGGAAAGAGGAACAGGAGAAACUCGGGCCCGUCGUCGUUUUCAAACACGUCGCGCGAGGAGAUGCAGGCGGCAGCUGCUGCCCAAGCACAGAUGCAAGCGCAGAUGCAACAACAGCAAGAAGCAGCACAGGCGCUAACGCAAACGAUACCGCCCCCGAUAAACUACAUUCCUCGCAAGGUCAGCAACGGCGUUCCCAAGCGGACUAGAUCCCGCUUCAGGGAGGACCUCCCUGAGCUACCCCUCAGCCCUCCCGACUCGCGCGUGGGGUCGCCGGAAGUGGAAGCGCCUCUGCCUGUUGUCUCAGAGUCCAACUCUGGAGAAAACACCCUUCAGGAUGCCCCGGCCGUGAGGCACGACACUCCCACAUCAGACCUGCGACGCGUCGACGAGAAGAUGGAGAAACUCGAAAAGAUGAGGCAAACCCCGACGUCGAUGCGACACAGCAUCCAGCCGUCGCCCGAGCCCGUGUCCCUCGCAUCCAUCGAUUCCGAGGGUUCAUGGCUCUCUGGCCGCGUCGGCGCCCGCCGCUCCUCAGGAAUGCGCGGCAGCAUGCAGCGACUCCCGCCGCAGAUUGCCGCGCGUACGCCCUCGCCAGACGGCACCGAGGAGGAGCUGGCCGACGACGAGUAUCUGUCGAACCUGGCCACGCCCUCGCGCGUGGUGCACGACGACGACGAGCGCACGCCGCGCAAGUCGACCGGCGACGCGUUCCCGAGCAGCGACGAGGACGAGAUGAUGGAGGCAGCCGACAUGAAGUGGGGGUCGGUUGAGAACCAGCGCGCCACAGUCGUGCAGCAUCAGAGAAUCAGCAGCCGCCAGGGCAUGCUCAACUCGUUCCACGAGGACAGCACGUCGCCUGAGGUGUCGGACAGCGAGGCGCCCAAGCUCCAACGCGCCACGAGCGUUAGCCUCAGCAGGGGCAAUGCCAGGCAUGUGAGCUCGGGGAGCGCAAAGAUGCUCGAGGUUUCGCCCCGCUCGAGCAUGGACCAGAGGAGCACUGAUGCAGUGUUCUGA